AAGAUUUUUGUUUUUAGACUGCAUUUGUUAGUAGUUUUUUGAAUUGUAAGUUGUUAUUGGUUGUUUGCAUUGUCUGGAAAUUGUAUAUUUGAAGUGGAAGUGGCGAUCGCGGGUAGAUUUUUGAGUGAUGUUUCUACUCUAAGGGGACUUUAGUGAAUGAGCUAGUAUCAUUUAGUGGUGUCGUACUGUAGGGUAUAAAUGAUCUUUUUCCAAUUUGGAAUAGUGGACAACUGCUUUAGUCUUUUUAAUGAUUGAUUUUUGUUCAUUCGGGUUUUAACUUUGAGUUCAAAUUCAGCGAAGAAACAAGGUUUUAGAAUGAUGGUUAUUUUGAAAUAAAAUUCAGUGAAGAAAACAAGUGUUUUUUUUUUUACUGUUGUGGUUCUUCAUGUACAUUUGAGGUGAAUUUUGCUUAUGGACGGCUAAAUGAAGUGUAUCCCUUUGUGGUGUUCGAAAUUACUAGUGGGUGAAAUUUAGAGUUACAAACAUGGUUUUAUAAAUACAUUUCAAGUGGCCAUUUGAAUUCAAAAGAAAAGUGAAAGGUACUUCGCAUGUGGGUUAUUUUGUUUGUAAUCUCAAAGGUCAGCAUUUACUGGAAGCCCAAUUGGAUAGUUCUUUGUUCCUGUAAUAUUUUGGUAGAGAGCUUGAUGCAGGUUCGUGGCUGUUGGUUGUUCUGAUAUUUGUAACUUCCGUCCUCGCUGAUCUGAUAAAUCUGACUUCAACCUUUCGUCUUUGCGAAGAAACUCAGUAUAUUGUAAACUCUGAUAAGCAAUUUUGAUUCUGCUGUAGAAGAAAAUUAUCUAGCACAUAUUCUAGAAAAUCCCCCUCUUUUGCAUCGUUUCUUAAGCAGUAGGGUUCUGAUGUGUCUCCCGAUUUUGUGUAUUCACGGUUGUGCUCUAAUUUGAAGACACUUUUAGGCUUUCAUAUUAUCUUUCAACUUUUCCGAUUUGAAUUGCGUCAACAAAAUCUUCUUUCUUUUGGAUGAAAACUUCCGACAAAAUUUAUUAAAAGCUAGAUGACCGCGGAUGAAACCAGUGAGAGCUCCACAUGGAGUAGGGAGCAGGAUAAAGCCUUUGAGAAUGCGCUGGCUAUCCACCCAGAAGGUACAGAGAAUAGAUGGGAGAAAAUUGCUGUGGAAGUAACCGGAAAAACCUUGGAGGACGUAAAAAGUCACUACGAUAUCUUAGUUGAAGACAUCAGUGGGAUUGAGGCUGGACUUGUGCCCGUGCCUUGCUAUGUUUCUUCUCCUGAGGGUUCAGUGGAACAUGUAGGUGAGGGUGGUGCCAGUAGAAAAGAUGAAAAUUCUCAGGGUAAUUCAAAUCAUAAAGGAAAGGCAUCAAGGUUGGAUCAAGAACGCCGUAAGGGAAUAGCAUGGACAGAGGAGGAACACAGGUUAUUUCUUCUUGGAUUGGAGAAAUAUGGAAAAGGUGACUGGCGUAGUAUAUCCCGUAACUAUGUGGUGACAAGAACGCCUACCCAGGUAGCCAGCCAUGCCCAGAAAUAUUUCAUUCGUCUGAGUAAUUCAAUGAACAAAGACAGAAGGCGAUCAAGCAUCCAUGAUAUUACCAGCGUAGGUGAUGCUGAAAACAUAUCAACAACUUCCCGAGGACCAAUCACUGGUCAAACAAAUGGCCAUUUUACUGCUGGUCCCAGAGCCGUCUUAUAGACUAGGCCAGCUUGUUUGCUCUUAUACUGUUUUUCUUGAUAGUCAUACUAUCUAGCUGUUAUUGAAAGCGGUUUGUUCUGUAAUCAGUAAGCGCCAUGUACAGCUUUCCAGUUUCAUCUAGCCAUUAGUUUACUUCUGUACACUUUUAUGUAAGAACUUUAGAAUUCACCGCAAUUCUCUUCAAGUUCAAAGUAAUUUAGAUAUCCUUCUUCCCAG
Papaver somniferum (opium poppy) is the source of this 1879-nucleotide messenger RNA. Its product is annotated as transcription factor SRM1-like. The transcript has 3 exons. The record is from RefSeq and is a predicted model, not a curated record. Lineage: Eukaryota; Viridiplantae; Streptophyta; Magnoliopsida; Ranunculales; Papaveraceae. Gene Ontology annotation, molecular function: DNA binding. The coding region runs from base 1013 to 1663 and encodes 216 amino acids.